GCCUAAAGCACUACACAGAACUGGUCACUUGGUAGAGGGUGCUCCUUAACACUACUCUAUCUGAAUGUGCAUGUGUACUGUAUGUGCUACAGGGGAUGAGUCAUUUGAGGAAAAACGAUGUCUCACACUAUUGGAACGCCAGCCACUUCGCCGACAUCUGACGGGAGCAUUAUGAAUUUUGCUUUUACUCAAUCUCUACAAGGGAUGCUGAGGAUUGCUCAAGUGAUGGUGCUUCUGAUCGCCUUCUUGCUUGUGUGCUGUGCUCCGGACUGGCCUGAGCAUUACGCCUUCCGUUUCUUCGAGGUGGUCACCCUAUGGUUCUUCUUCGUCUUGCUCAUCUUCCUCCUCAUGCACAUCUUCAGACUUCAUGGCAAAGUGCCCUACAUUAACUGGGUGUUAACGGAGUUCCUGCACUAUGCUGUGGGGGCACUCCUCAUCUUCAUUGCUUCCAUAGUGGCAGCCGCAAGCAGUUGGGGGCUCAUGUCACUUGUCUUGGGAUCAAUUUUCGGGUUUAUAGGCGCGAUUCUGAUGGCCAUAAGCAUACGGAAGUUACACAAGGUCAUUACUGGUUCCAAGCAAUCAAGUUCAGCAGUUUAGAAGUGAGGCAGUAGAUUUAUUUUCUCCAAAGAUCAUCACUCUGUCUUCAAAUUUCAGACUGAACUGCUUCACUUCAAGUGCCUCAUCAAACACGUGGAUCCACAUUAACCGGGAACAAUGCAAUACCAAACCUGCCCACCAAGCACAGCCCACUGGUUAUCGUGGGUAGUUUUGCUCAUGGCAAAACUAACAUCAGGCAAAAUCAGUAGCUGUUAUAUGGCCUCAAAGCAAUGUCAAAAAUAUUCAGAUUCAUAAAUCAGUGUCUGUACGCUUGUAAAAAUGUUUUGUACUUGUUAAAAUUGUUUAUACUUCUGAGGCUGUAUUUGUGUUUGUAACAUUCAGUCCACUCUCAUGAAAUACAAAUUAUGUCUCCAAACUUCCGUUUGUACCUGUAGCAACUACAGAUUGAAAUUUGCAACAUUCCAAACCUGGGGACUGUUUUCAACGGAACCUCUUUUAUAAAACUUGAUUUACAGUGCUUUUUUGCACAUGGUCUUGAACCACCUAACUGAUUGCCAGCCGAGUAAAGGAUAUAACUAACCAAUCAGAAAUCAAAGAUCUAACCAGCGGGUUCUUACUUCAUCGGAUUUCAAUCGCCAUAGCUAUCCACCAACAGCAAAAUAGGAAAUAGCUAUGCACAAUGGCAAAUGGAAAUGGACCAUGGACAUUGCACCAUCAAAGCUUUCAUUUCAACAGUAUAUUUUCCAAAUGUUACUAUCAAGAUUUGUGGUUCUACUGUACUUGAAACUAGCUAAUUUAUAUAUUUUUAAGAGUGCAAAACAUUUUACAAGUGUAUGGAGGAUUAUACACCAGUAUGAAUAUUUCUGGCUGGUUUUGAAGCCAUAUUCUUGCUUGGUUUGGAAUUUUAUUCCUGAUUUUUUGGUGGGCUAAUGUUUGAUUUGGUUGCACUGUUGUAUAAAAAAGUAUUUAAAAAACAAAUAAUAUAAAUAAAACAGAAUUAUCACAAUAUUA
Anguilla anguilla (European eel) is the source of this 1569-nucleotide messenger RNA. Its product is annotated as CKLF-like MARVEL transmembrane domain-containing protein 7. NCBI's taxonomy places the organism in Eukaryota, Metazoa, Chordata, Actinopteri, Anguilliformes, Anguillidae. Bases 118 to 597 code for a protein of 159 amino acids. The transcript is spliced from 6 exons. Gene Ontology annotation, cellular component: membrane. The record is from RefSeq and is a predicted model, not a curated record.